This is a messenger RNA of Suillus discolor, 3627 nucleotides long. RefSeq lists its product as uncharacterized. Gene Ontology annotation, molecular function: protein binding. The transcript is spliced from 6 exons. Lineage: Eukaryota; Fungi; Basidiomycota; Agaricomycetes; Boletales; Suillaceae. The record is from RefSeq and is a predicted model, not a curated record. Bases 1 to 3627 code for a protein of 1208 amino acids.
AUGGACGGUAGCGAAAUGGGGCUGUUUGGUACGCUGCGGCUGAUGAAACGGACGACCGAUGAACAGGUAGCAGCAUUCCCAAUCGACGAGGAGGCAGUUACCUUUGGACGCGACCCGACGUGCAGUGUGCGUCUCUAUUACCCAGAGAUCAGUGCUCUGCAUGCAAAAAUUGUAUUUCAAGAAAGAAAGCAGGCUUUUCUCGUCGUUCUCGGCGACGCAGGCCUCACCAUCGACGGCUGCCCCGUGCUCCCGUCCACCAACGCCUCACUUCCCACAACAAUUCCCGUCUCUAACAACUGCGAAAUCGAAAUACACAAGAAACGUUUUAUAUUCUCUUAUCCGCCCAAGCAGCUACGUUCUCCGCUAUACAACAUCGAUUCACCAGUUAAGCCUGAAAAUGGUGGCAGCGGACGGAGAAAAUUACGAAUGAGCAUGAUCCACAGCGCUCAAGUAUUCACCCCUCGUGGAAAACCCUCUGCAGAUCCACUUGCAAACCUCCGAAUUCUCCAGAGCCCGCUCAAGCAACUUGUGCCCUCCCCGCGCAAGCCCUCUGCGCUAAAGAACUCCCACAUCCCAGAACCAGAGGAAAUAGAAGAAGAAAUCGUUCUUGUGGAGUCUAACACUCCACAUGUCGUACAGGAGGAUAAGGACCUUGUUAUCCUCGAGCAUGUCGAUGUCCAAGCCCUUCCGCCCACCCCAUCUGUGCAAAGGCCAAGACCAAGUAUGAACAUGUACAAGACUCCGAACAAACGUACUCGUUCCUCGUUGCAUCGUGCUGUACUUAUUCGCAGUGUACAUCGCGCCGUCAUGGCACGUGAAGAAGAGGAUGAAGAGAAAGAAGUCGAGGAGGUGAUUGUAGGCGAGACAGCUGUGGAGGGGGGCGAGGAGAAUGAGAAUGGUAACGACGAAGAAUUAAAUGACAAGCACGAAGGAAGUGCAGGGAUCGAGCAUGAAGAAUCUGACGAAGAUGACUCAGACACCGCUGAGGAGCCUACUCCUCAACCAAGCACAUGGCGCCAAUCUCUCAAUGCCGUGCGUGCACGUGUUGUAUGGCCUUUCCGCUCGAGUUCCACUGCGCCCGAAGAAAACGAUGACGACGAUGACGAGCAAGAUGAGGACGACGACGAGCACGAUCGAAUGGACAUCGACCAGGAUGCACAGCCCCCACCUCCAUCCUCCUCCCCACCUCCUUACAUGACACCCCAAGCCCAACCACACCUUACACCUGCAAGAGCCCCACGACCUCUGGGCUCAUUUAUGACGCCCCAAGUAUCGCACCCACAAUCAGGCAUUAACGCUGGAAUUGGCCGCGGUGCAGGACGCAACUCCUUUGGUGGAGCGUUGCGCGUACCAUCGCCUUCUAAAAUGUCUGCACCAUCUGGUCCUGUAGAGACAUGGGGAGGUGCUAAGAGAGUACGCGUCGAGCCCAAGUGGCGCAUUGGAGAUAUCGAGGUGCGAGGUGUGGAGGAGAUGAAGGAAGAGGAGAAGGAAGGGACAGGAUUUGGGAGGACGCGGGUGAGUGAGGAGGAGAGGAAGGCCAUCCAAGAACGCCGUAAAUCAGCACUCACUACCCCCGACCCUUUCUUUGCACAGGUACCAGGGCUGCGACGGCAGUCUGUCGCACCCCCCACACCCUCUGCCCCGAGUGACAGUAACACGCAACGGAAACUACCCUCCCUAUUUGAUUCUACCGUCCGUACUGUUGGUGAGCGUAGCGCAUCUCCCACCAAAUCAGGCGAGAGGAGUGUAUCGCCGACCAAAUUCGGGGGGAGAAGUACAUCUCCUGCGAAAGCUCCCAUCCAUGCGGGCCCCUCGUCCCCUAUGAAGCUUUUCUCUUCUCCUGUGAAAUCAUUGGAAAUGUCUGCGAAGGCUCAUACGCCUUUCGGGCGUCCUCCAUCGCCUUUGAAGGCACCGCUGACGCCACAUAGUGAGGAAGACGAAGAGGACACGCGAAGUUUGUUGGAUCGGAUGAAGCGAACUGUGGAGGAGAUGAAACGACGUAGGAGUUUGGGUCCAUUUGGGGAGGAUGAGCGUGAGUACGAGGAGGAUGGUGAGGAUGAUAAUGCAGCGGACGCUGAGCAGCGUACAGAUGUCGAGGAGAACGCAGAAGAAGACAUCGAUGAGGAACAACAAACAGGUGAGGAAGAAGAAGAAAAUAGCGAUAAAGAGAACGGCCUUGCAUCCUCAGUCCGAGGACCUCGGUCCUCUUCACACCCUGAACCUGACCUCGAGACGACUGACUCAUCCGAACACAUGCCUGCACCUCUCUCGCCCACACGCAUCGCGCUUGACCUUGAUCUCGAACUGGAGAGGACACCACUACCCCAGCUCACGCGUCCUACCUCUCGGCCGCAACACAAGGAUGCACCGUCGUUUGCGGGUCCGCAGACACCUGCCCUCGCAUCACUCAAGCAUCUCUUCCCUCCCCCAGCGCCGGUGCCAAGUACGCCAGCAGUGAAGAGCAUGCGUUCGCUGUUCCGCGGAGCUGACAAGGGUAUCGGAGUGGAGAUGGAAACAGAUGUGUUAGAGGGUGUCGGGGAGAUGAUGGUUACACCUGAGGGGUAUCGAGCGCGUGUUGAGGACGUGGAUGAACGAGAGGGUGACAUGAAAAGGGAGGAGCAAGCGAACAGGAGAGAGACGGAGGAGCAACGCAAACCUGUGAAAACUACCUCCCGUAAGAUCCCUGUUCCUGCUUCUGGUCCUGGGCCUACGACGACAGCAGCUCGUCGUCGCACGAGAACUACUACGGCCACGGGGGCUACUACCUCCAAGGAGAGGGAACCAUCGACUUCCAGGACUGUUUCGCGUGUAGAGGCAACGACCACGAAAAGGGUACCAGUCGUACUUCCAAAACGUGCAGAGAAAGAGAAAGCAAAAGCAAAAAUGCCAGAACCAGCACCAGAGCCAGCAGCCAAACCAGAUGCAGGAGACGAGGCAGAAGAAGAAGAGAUUCGAGAGAUUCCGCCUCAGCCUAUCGCACAAAAGAAACCUGCGAGAGCGCGUCUGCUUCGUGCGCGCAAAGGGAUCACAACUGAUAACUCGGACGAAGAGCCUGCUGCUGUGCCAAAGACGCGAGAUACCAGUACUGAGCCUAGGAUGAUGCGUCCUGCUAGUACAGAGCCUAGGGCUCGUGUAGCUAGUACCACAGCAGCGAGAAAACCGAAAAUGGACGUUGUUGAAACAGCCCCCAAAACCCGGGCAGCCCGCAGCCGUGCCACCCCCGUCCCAGUCGCUCGAUCUGAGCCUGCGAAAGCACGCCCACGAGUUCUUGCGAAGCCCAAGGUCGCAAUUACGACAAGUCGUGCCCCCUCACGGAGCAAGAUGCGCAGCACGGAAGACGACGACGAUGCUGAUGGGGAUGAUCCCCUUGAUUCGAUCGCGCAGCCUGAAGCUCCAGCUCCCAUACAGAGGGCAAGACGCACGCGGGCAGUGACCGCACCUGUGAAAGAGGAAGACAUCGAUGUUUUAGUUCCUGGGAAGGCGAAGAGCACAACGACGACCCGUAGGCGUGCAGUAACAGCGGUGGAUAAGGAAAAUACCCCAUCGAGUUCGAAGGAAGAUGAGGGUGAGCGGAAGAAGGAGGUGGAGGUGAAGCGCACGACGCGGGCGACGAGGUCACGAGCGUGA